ACCCGGAAGCCGGAAGCUGUUGGAUGGUUGCUUGCUUGCUUGCUUGUGGCUUGUGGUGUUGUUGCUUGAUAGUGCUUGUCCGGUUGGGUGCAGUAAUUGAUCCGUUAAAAGAAAAGUAAAGUCCAGCCCGAUGUGGAGUUGGCGGUGAGUGGUUGUGAAAAUAAAGGUAGAGACGGGGAGCGUUUAUAGUACAAAAUUACCUCCGGCUAGGUCAAACACGUGGAUCACAUAUCAGCAUGUUGUGCGGCAAAAUGACUGCACGUUACGCAUGGUGCAGUGGAUGAUUUUUGGAUAUUUUUGGGAAAGAUACUGGCAUUCAAAAAACGCACGCAUUCAAACAUGUUACAUCGUGGUUGGUGAUGAUAGUUGAGAUCUAAACGUUCUCUUCUCUGGUAGAAGAGACAGAGUGGACCAUUCAAAAGUAUUCGUUGUGAAAGUCGGAAGUAUAGUGGGUUUGUGUGGUGUAGUAGUUCCGAUAUCUGUUAGAGAGACGGUGCGCCACUGCGGUAACCAAGCUGGAUGUUCGAGCUAGAUGAUCCACGGGAGAAGCUGAGAUUGCUGGAAACGCCAGUGAAGAGCACGGACAAGUCGUCAGAUUCCAUCGACGGGGACGCGCUGAAGGAGCUGAACGGUGGAGCGGAAAACGGUGUCGGCGGUGACAGCGAGGGAACCGCCCUGGCGAUGACCACCAUCGGUCAGAUCAAGGCGAAGGGCCGGUCGGGACUGUUGCCGCGGAACGGUGCCGGCGAACCGGACGAUGGCGAGCAGCGUGAAACCUGGAGCGGGAAGGUUGACUUCCUGCUGUCGGUCAUCGGGUUUGCCGUCGAUCUGGCCAAUGUGUGGCGUUUCCCGUACCUCUGCUACAAGAACGGUGGUGGUGCAUUCCUGGUACCGUACGGGAUUAUGUUGCUGGUUGGUGGCAUUCCACUGUUCUACAUGGAACUGGCGCUCGGUCAGUUCAAUCGGAAGGGAGCCAUCACCUGCUGGGGUCGGUUGGUGCCACUGUUCAAGGGCAUCGGGUACGCGGUCGUACUGAUUGCGUUCUACGUCGAUUUCUAUUACAACGUGAUCAUCGCAUGGUCGUUGCGAUUCUUCUUCGCCUCCUUCACCGAUAGUCUCCCGUGGACGCACUGCUCCAACCCUUGGAACACGGCCGAGUGUAAACCGUUCGGGUUCACUAACAGUUCAACGGUGGUUAAUCGAACGGGAGCUUUGGCGACAAACGUCACGGCCACAGUCACUACCACCAUUAACGACACGAAGUUCGCAUCGGCUGCCUCGGAGUAUUUUAAUCGCUAUAUCUUGGAGCUGGACAAGAGCGAGGGCAUACACGAUCUCGGUGCCAUCAAGUGGGAUAUGGCGCUCUGUCUGUUGGCCGUCUAUCUCAUCUGCUACUUUUCGCUCUGGAAAGGCAUCAGUACAUCCGGGAAGGUGGUCUGGUUCACGGCACUGUUCCCGUACGCCGUGCUGCUGAUUCUGCUCGUCCGUGGUAUCACACUGCCCGGUUCGGCUGAAGGUAUUCUCUAUUAUUUGCGACCUAACUUUGACGUCAUCUACAAUGCGGAGGUAUGGGUCGAUGCUGCUACACAGGUGUUCUUCUCCUUGGGACCCGGUUUUGGAGUGCUACUUGCGUACGCUUCCUACAACAAGUACCACAACAAUGUAUACAAAGACGCCCUGCUGACCAGCUUGAUCAACUCGGCUACUAGCUUUGUUGCGGGAUUCGUAAUUUUCUCCGUGCUUGGCUACAUGGCACACGCCAGCGGACAGAGCAUCAAGGAUGUGGCUACCGAGGGACCAGGCUUGGUGUUUGUGGUGUAUCCGGCAGCGAUCGCUACCAUGCCCGGUAGUAUCUUUUGGGCACUGAUUUUCUUCAUGAUGUUGCUAACACUCGGACUAGAUAGCUCGUUCGGAGGAUCAGAGGCGAUCAUCACGGCACUAAGUGACGAGUUCCCGAAGAUAGGACGUAAUCGAGAGAUUUUUGUGGCGAUUCUAUUUUCGCUAUACUUUGUCGUUGGUUUGGCGAGCUGUACGCAGGGAGGAUUCUACUUCUUCCAACUGCUCGAUCGUUACGCGGCCGGUUACUCUAUACUUAUAGCAGUCUUCUUCGAAGCCAUCGCUGUAUCCUGGAUUUAUGGGACGGAACGGUUCUGUAACGACAUUAAGGACAUGAUUGGCUUUGCUCCCGGUAUCUAUUGGCGUGUUUGCUGGAAGUUUGUCGCACCACUGUUCCUGCUGUUUAUCAUCAUAUACGGACUGAUCGGACACGAGCCGCUCAGCUACGAGGAUUACGUGUAUCCAUCGUGGGCAAACGUGCUCGGAUGGUGUAUAGCGGGCUCGUCGAUGAUCAUGAUCCCGCUGAUGGCUAGCUAUAAGCUUAUUGUCACACCGGGAAGCUUCCGGCAGCGCAUGAAGACGCUGACCACUCCCUGGCGCGAUCAGCAGUUAGCCGUCAAUGGAGUAUCGAUCGAACCGGCACAGGUUCGCUUGACGCACUCCGACGAAGGUGAAGAGGUUUGAGUGCGUACGCGAUUCUACGGUCCGCGUUUCAAUAUAUACUUCGUGUGAGACCCGUGUGAGGCGCUCCUACCUCGUACUCCGUACUCUGUAACCCGUUGUUUCCAACGUGUGUGGGCUAUAAUUUUCAUUUUGUCGUCGCUCCUAUCUGCCCUUCCAAACUCUGCUCUAGAUACUAAGUGUUAUCUGCCACUUGCAGAUCAUAGUGACCGUCGUCGCUGGUAGAUUUCCUGCUAGGAUAGAUCGAAUGUAUACUGAUGUAAUCCAGAUCCAGUUCGGUUAAUGGCAGUGAUCGCAACAUAUAGAGAUGCUGUAGCACAACCUCUCACGUUCUCUCCUUGCUGAGUGAAACACAUCUAAUGCUGUAUAGGAUAAUAUGAGGCACGAUAGUAAUCGAAACACGUACAGAUAUAGCUAGUGGGUAGUAAGACGAUUUACACCCGCAACCAAGAUUGCUGAACACUUGUACAUAAGCAGCAACUCUGAAACACACGUUGAAAUGCGGGACAAUUUUGCAGCCGACUUCGAGCAGGAUGGCCACCAGAGCCUCCAAAGGUCCAAACUGUAAAGAGACUUUACUCGGAGUCACUAUCCGUGAGCCGAUAGAAUUACUGAUACAACUAGCUUUUGCAAACAUGUGUAUAUCUGCUUCUUCAUGUAUGCAAACUAAUCUGCUAGACGUUUCCUUCUCCGUUUUGAUAAGUGUUAUGUUCCUGUAAAAAGAAGCUCCACACUCGAGUGGUGUGUAUUUUAAUAUUGUUUUGUUCUACAACAACAUAGUUCCAUGUUUCCAACAUAGUUCUUCUUAACCUGUUGCAGUCGAGAAAGCGGAAAGCAGCUAGCACAUUAUUGUUGAUAGAGUAAAAUGCAAACUGUAUAAUCAUCUUUAUAAAAAGUUACGUGAAUGAUAGAACAUUUAUCAGCGAUAUGAAGGACAGUACGUCCUAGAAUGCGAAAAGGCGAAGAAAAGGGAGGCCAUAAAGCGACCUAAAACUCGAUACUGCUUCAUGCCAACAUACCUUUAUUGUCUGCACAUCGGCAAACAUAUGGAAAAACGAUCAGAUUCUCCAUCGUUAGCUACACCGUCCGGAAAGCUUUCAUUCGAGAGGAGCUUUCACACAGCCAUAAAGCUCACCUUGGAUGGUAGAUGGUUGAACUUUUGUUUUCCGCGUUUGCUACGCGAUGUCCUUGAAUGUUGGGAUGGAUUCUCCAAGGUAUUCUUCAGUAACGGAGUUUAGAAAGAGCUUAGACAAACAUCUUAGAAAUAAAAAGAUAAAGCUGCUUGGCGAGAUGCUAGAUAAGAUUAAAUAAUUGCACACCUGUUGAAAUGAACACAUUAAACAACAAAAAAACUACAAAAUAAUACAACAUUACUGUAAAAGACAUCGCCAACUGCAGAUUUGCUUUUUGCUGGAUAGCUUUUAACACGUAGAACCAUAGUCCCGCAAAAUGUUAGACAACCAUAUCAAAAACACCAACGACUUUUUUUCUGAGCUGAUCUGCCCGACCGGGCACGAGGUUAGUUUGUUGGUUCGUUUUGGCGCACGUCCCCCCAGACAGCCAUUGGGGAGACGUGCGGAAAAGUUGCCAACCGGGUACCGAGAUCGGGCAGUGGCACAGAAAAAUGUGUUCCCCAUUUUUUUCGUGUACAAUAAACAAAAACGGUGAAAAGAUCGAAAGAGGAAAGCAAACAGUCACAACGAACCGUACGGAGAGCGAGAACAUAAGAGGAAAACAAAAAAUCUAACAAAAUAGUAGCAUAAACAUGACGGGAUAAAAUCGAAUUUAGUAUUAGCAUUGUACUUCAAACAAUACCGAAUCGUUUCAGUUGAGAAUGCAGAUUAACAAUUCGCUGUGCAUGAGUGAAAUAGUUUAAGUGCGCGGGAAAAGUGUGAGUGAGAUCAAAUGGAAAAAAGGAAGAAAUGGAAAAUCGUUAUUUGCUUGCAUGUUACCGAACCAUUGUGCUACCAGGCAGAGGGACAUAAAUUUGAUCUGAAAUUAGUUAAUUUCCAUUUCAUUGUUUGUUGGUUUGUUUUUUCUCGUCUCUUUCCGCUUUCGAAUGUUCCCGCUGCGUAGUUGUGAGCUUUUAAAAUAUCCUUUCUGUGUGGCAUUACCAGUGCCGAACACGUUUGAUUCUAAUCAAUAAAUUUUUAUUUGACAGUUA
Molecule: messenger RNA, 4681 nt
Organism: Anopheles funestus (African malaria mosquito)
Lineage: Eukaryota; Metazoa; Arthropoda; Insecta; Diptera; Culicidae
Gene: DAT
Product: sodium-dependent dopamine transporter
Exons: 8
Coding region: 520-2520 (666 amino acids)
Biological process (GO): dopamine uptake involved in synaptic transmission; sodium ion transmembrane transport
Cellular component (GO): presynaptic membrane; neuronal cell body membrane; neuron projection
Molecular function (GO): dopamine:sodium symporter activity
Source: RefSeq, a predicted model, not a curated record